Purpureocillium lilacinum is the source of this 1320-nucleotide messenger RNA. RefSeq lists its product as uncharacterized. Lineage: Eukaryota; Fungi; Ascomycota; Sordariomycetes; Hypocreales; Ophiocordycipitaceae. Gene Ontology annotation, molecular function: catalytic activity. The record is from RefSeq and is a predicted model, not a curated record.
AUGAAGUCGAUAGUGAGGGCGCUGGUUGUCGCCUGCUGCGUGGGCAACUCGCUGGCCGUCGGGUCGACCGAGCGGUUGUCGGGCAAGGAUGAGUCCCACAGAGACCUCGUCUCCCGGAAAGAUGGGCCGGGCUUCAUCGUCGACAGGUUCAAGACACGCAUCGCGCGGCCGGGCGACUCGUUCGAGGCCAAGAUCAAGGGCCUGCUGGGCAACGUGGAGGACGAUGAAAAGGUCAAGUACGCCAUUGAGAAGGCGUCGCCCGGCGCUGAGUGGGUCAAGAUGUCGGCGGACGGGAAGCUAAAGGGGGUGCCGUCGGCGGGGUCCAAGACGGGCAACUUGACGGUGUCGGCGACGGGCUCCGACGGGGUGCCGGCGCGCAUGGACGUGACGGUACCGGUGGCAUCGUCGACACGCAACACGGAAGGCAAGGGGUCCAAGGGCGGCUGGGGAGGCCUUGGCGGCGGCGGCGUCAUCGACGGCGGCAGCACCAAGUUCGGCGUCAUGAGCUACAACCUGUGGUUCGGGGGCACCAAGGUCAACGACUACCACAACAAGCAGGUGCGGUUCCUCAGCGAGUCGGACGCGGACAUUGUCGGCCUGCAGGAGACGUGGGGCGGGCACGCGCAGCGGCUGGGCGAGGCGCUGGGCUGGGACUGGUGGCAGGGCGACGACGUGGGCAUCAUCUCGCGGUAUCCCAUCGUGGAGCGGUACGAGCCCGUGGGCCGGGGCGGGUCGGUGCGGGUGCAGCUGGACGGCGGGCGCGAGGUCAUCGUGUGGAACGUGCACCUGGGGUACGACCCCUACGGGCCCUACGACUUCUGCUUCGACAACAUGACCAAGGAGGAGGUGAUGGAGCGCGAGGCGCAGUCCGGGCGCACGGGGCAGAUCGCCGAGGUCGUGGACGCCAUGAAGCCGCAGCUGGAGCGCGCGGGCGAGGUGCCCGUCGUGCUGACGGGCGACUUCAACGCGCCGUCGCACCUCGACUGGACGGAGCGCACGCGCUACCUGCACUGCGGCGUGGGCGCCUUCCCGUGGCCCUCGUCGGUGACGCCCGCCAACGCCGGGCUGCGCGACUCGUACCGCGAGGCGCACCCGGACGCCCUCGUCGACCCGGGCUGGACGUGGUCGCCCAUCUUCAACGACAACGAGGGCCGGCCCGAGCCCAACGACCGCAUCGACUUUGUGUACCACAAGGGCCUGACGACGGUGGACUCGCGCGCCGUCGUCGUGGGCAGGCCCGAGUCGGAGCCCAACCAGCAGGACAACGAGUGGACGUCGGACCACGCGGCGGUGCGGACGCUGUUUAAGCUGAAGAACUGA